AUGGAGAAAGAGACGAGAGAGAGACAGGCGGCCAACUUACUUGGUUCCACUCUCCACCAUCUGCGUGAGCAGGGAGAUGCUGUCCAGGUUGAUGAACUCCUGGGCGAAGUGUGUGUGUGUGAAACAGAGAGAGAGAGAGAGAGAGAGAGAGAGAGAGAGAGAGAGAGAGAGAGAGAGAGAGAGAGUGAGUAA
Molecule: messenger RNA, 192 nt
Organism: Lampris incognitus (smalleye Pacific opah)
Lineage: Eukaryota; Metazoa; Chordata; Actinopteri; Lampriformes; Lampridae
Product: genetic suppressor element 1-like
Exons: 2
Coding region: 1-192 (63 amino acids)
Source: RefSeq, a predicted model, not a curated record